AUGUUUAGUAUUUUUAAUAAAUCAACUAAUUUCACGAUCAACGAUAUUCCAGACCUUCAAGGAAAAAUCGCAAUUGUGACCGGAGCAAAUACUGGAAUAGGAUUUAUUGUAGCCCAAGAAUUAGCGCGUAAAAAUGCACAUGUAUUUCUGGCAUGUAGAAAUCAAACGAAAAGUGAAAAGGCGAUAGAUGAAAUAAAGCAGGCGACAGGAAAUGAUAAAGUUGAAUAUUUGCCAUUAGAUUUAUCAAGUUUAAAAUCAGUUUUGAAAGCAACGGAAUUGUUUUUAGAUCGAAAAUUACCGUUACAUAUUCUUUCUUUCACGUUAACAGAAGAUGGUAUCCAAGAUCAAUUUGGAACUAACCACAUUGGUCAUUUUUUUUUCACAAUAAAACUCUUGCCCACAAUCGAAGCUUCUGCUCCUUCCAGAAUAGUCAACCUCACUAGUAUGGCACAUAAGAUCAGCCCUAAAUGUGGAAUUGAUUUUGAAAAUAUAAACAAUCCCAUUGCUUAUACCUCUCUUUCAAGAUACAGUCAGUCGAAAUUAGCAAAUAUUUUAUUUUCCUUAGAACUUAAUAAAAGACUCACUGAUAAAGAAGUUUACGUGAAUUCUGUUCAUCCCGGUCUCGUCAAAACAGAAUUAUUUCGUAAUUUGAAAGAUAGUAUGGGAUUAAUGGCAAAACCCAUAAAUCUAAUUGUUGGAUUAUUCAUGACUCCAGUUGAAGAAGGAGCCGUAACAUCACUUUAUUGCGCUACCAGUCCGGAAAUUAUUGAAAAAAAUUUACGAGGAAAAUAUUUUGUGCCACUUGGUAAAUUAAGUAAACCCGGAAAAUUAGGAACUGAUGAGAAAUUGGCUUUAAAAUUAUGGGAAUACUCUGAAGAAUUAAUUAAAGAAAAAUUGAACUCUUAA
This is a messenger RNA of Diversispora eburnea, 906 nucleotides long. The record is from the annotation of a GenBank genome assembly. Lineage: Eukaryota; Fungi; Glomeromycota; Glomeromycetes; Diversisporales; Diversisporaceae.